Molecule: messenger RNA, 982 nt
Organism: Carassius gibelio (silver crucian carp)
Lineage: Eukaryota; Metazoa; Chordata; Actinopteri; Cypriniformes; Cyprinidae
Gene: alkbh4
Product: alkB homolog 4, lysine demthylase
Exons: 3
Coding region: 18-881 (287 amino acids)
Biological process (GO): oxidative demethylation; actomyosin structure organization; protein demethylation
Cellular component (GO): midbody; contractile ring
Molecular function (GO): demethylase activity; oxidoreductase activity; actin binding
Source: RefSeq, a predicted model, not a curated record
ACGCCGGUGAUGCGUCUAUGCUGCCGCAAAUUCAAAAGAAGAAGAAGAAGAACAGGAUGGCUACUGGAGAGAUGGAGAAUAUUAACUGUAGUUGUAAAGGAAUAAGAACAUGUCUGAGAUGUGAGGCAGUGGAGUCUAAACAAUAUUUACUACAGAAGAACGAGCUGAUACAUUAUGAUUUCACCUAUGAUCCAGUGUCAAAGUCAGCAGUCCGAGAGGGGGAAAGUGGCACUCAGCAGUCCUUUGCAUUUCCUGGAAUAUUUCUGUGGGAGAAUUUUGUGUCAGAGUAUGAAGAGAAUGAACUGAUUGCUAGAAUGGAUCAAGAUGACUGGAGAGAAUCUCAGUCAGGCCGUCGAAAACAGGACUUUGGGCCAAAGGUUAACUUUAAGAAACAUCGUGUCCGUGUGGGAAACUUUACUGGCCUGCCUGCCAUCAGUCGUCAACUGGUGGACAGGAUGUCAAAGGCACCUCAGUUGGCCUCCUUCAAACCAGUAGAGCAAUGCAACCUAGACUAUGAUCGCUUCAGAGGCUCUGCGAUUGACCCUCAUUUAGAUGAUAGCUGGCUGUGGGGAGAGCACCUGGUGACCAUUAACCUACUCUCAGACACUGUCCUCACGAUGAGUUUAGAUCAAGGCUGGGGAGACAUGGAUGAUGGAGAAGUGCGAGUGGCUGUGCAUUUACCACGCAGAUCACUGAUUGUACUCUAUGGAGAAGCACGUCAUCGGUGGAAACAUGCCAUCCACAGGAAAGACAUUCAGGGACGCAGAGUGUGCAGCACCUUCCGGGAGCUGUCUGAGGAGUUUCUACAGGGAGGGGAGCAGGAGAAACUGGGCUCAGAGUUGUUAGAUAUAGCACUGAGCUUUAAAGGUGUACCUUUAUAAAUUGCCUGUACUUUAUGUCAAUGCAUGUACAGUUUUCUGUACUCACAACUGUAAAGUGAUUAUUUUUAACUCUUAAUUUAAAUAAAUGCAUAUUAUUUUUA